Dovyalis caffra is the source of this 933-nucleotide messenger RNA. NCBI's taxonomy places the organism in Eukaryota, Viridiplantae, Streptophyta, Magnoliopsida, Malpighiales, Salicaceae. The record is from the annotation of a GenBank genome assembly.
AUGCAGCCGGGGGAGACAGUUUCCCGGUCAGCUCUAGACAAACCCCUUCAACAACUAACCGAAGAUGACAUUUCUCAGCUCACUCGCGAAGAUUGCCGCCGUUAUCUCAAAGAAAAAGGUAUGAGAAGACCGUCGUGGAACAAAUCGCAGGCAAUACAGCAAGUGAUUUCACUCAAAACACUCCUCGAAACGACGCCGGAGACGGAAUCUCCAAGGCGACGACUCUACAUUCCCGGCCCUCCUCCUCCUGAUAACAGUCCUCGUGUCCCUGCAAAUUCCUCUGUUUCCGUGAGGGGAGCAAGUACUGAUACACCGAUCUCGGUGCCUGCAGAGGUGUUAGUUCCGUACCGGCAACACGAUCCCCCCAAUCCCGAUGUUCCUGCCGAUCCUCCGCCUCCGGUCCAUGUCACUGCCACGGAGAAUGAUUCCGUUUCUCCAAGGUUAUUCCGUGCACAAGCAAUAAUGCAUCUUGCUGCAAGCCCAUUUGCUCCACCUCAGGAAGCUUCCUCAGAUGUGAUUCCGUCAUCUUGGUCUUUUCCAUGCCAGUUAGAAACUCCAGGUGUCAAAGCUGCUUCAAAUUCUGUUGUUGCGAACUUUGCAACCCUAUCAACAGUGAAAGGUGCAGAUAACGGUCAGCUUCCCCUCGAAGAUAGCAACAUAACUCGCGAAGACAACCUAGGUAAUGCUUAUACUAGUCAGCUCAUGAAAAAUCCUAACAAGAGAAAGGUGGCAAUGUCUUCUGCUAGCUUAGACAUCUACUUAAACCAUCGGGUUGGAGAUCAAAUCUCAAAUGAUCAUUGGAACCUAAAUGAUGCCUGCUCUCCUCCCCAACCCAGACCUCCUCAAACGCCUAACCGAUGCAACUCUGUUGACAAUUUAGCAAAAAAUGGCAGCCUCUCAGCUGACCUUAACGACAAAGGUGAUGGAGAUUAA